AUGGCACUUCAGUAUCUUCAAUCUUUAGAAGAGAACAUUAUCAGUCCUCCAUCAAGCAGUACGCCUGUUUACAAGGACGACUGUAUGUUCUCCUUUGAGACGCCGCUCGACAAGAAUGGUCUGGAUAUCUGUAUGCAUUGUUUUCAAGCGUUUUCGAGAGACGGACAUGAUUACACCCGCCAGCACGCGCAAUUCUUCAACCAUUCGAUCUAUUUAAACUAUAAAAAGUCUCCGAAGAAGCAGCCAGAACGGGACUCGGAACAGCCCUUAAAGAUGGUCAAAUUGGAGAUCAAAGAGCAAACAGAUGACGAGCUAUUUGAAGCCAGGACCCAGAUCUAUUGCGCCGAAAUUGACCAGUCUGUGGACUACCCCAGUGAAGGAAUUCCCGCCCAUAUUGCCAAUUGUGCCGCUGCCAUUCUAAAAGCGACCUCUAGCGAUAAAAAGCAGGAAAUUAAGGCCUGGGAGCAGGAGAUUGUCCCCUGUCCACACGCUUUCGACAUCGAACAAAAGCCACUUGCACAACUCGAUACGAGCCAGUGCGCUCAAUGUGGAUUGAAGGAAAACCUAUGGAUUUGUGUCACGUGUGGGUCUAUCGGGUGUGGUCGGGCUCAAUUCGGCGGCGUUGCUGGAAACUCCCACGCAUUGAAGCAUCAUGAAUCGUUCCCAGAUCACCACAUUGCGGUCAAACUUGGGUCUUUAUCACUAAACUCUGCGGAUUCGUAUUGCUACACUUGCAAUGAUGAGGUCAAAGUUCCGGACCUUGUCAGGCUUCUUGCUACCUUUGGCAUCGACAUUUCUCAAACCGUCAAGACAGAAAAAACACUUACAGAGCUGCAAAUUGAGCAGAAUAUCAAAUGGGAUUUCAACAUGUCUGACGAGAGUGGAGGCGUGCUCACUCCUGUGUUUGGAAAAGGGCUUACUGGUAUCAAGAAUUUGGGGAACUCGUGUUAUCUCUCGUCUGUCUUGCAGGUGCUAUUUUCCGUUCGUGACUUUUCGUCAGCCUUUUAUAUAGAGGAGGGAAUGCCGGUGGAAAAGAUUCUCAAUCCAGGUGAUCCAUCCACGGACUUGGAAACUCAGCUAUUCAAACUAGGAGACGGGCUGCUCUCAGGCAGAUACUCGGUCCCGGAUGAGCUGACGACUGAGAAGGUCAAGUUUCAGCGUGGGAUCAAGCCACAGGGGUUCAAGUCACUGAUUGGUGAAGGCCAUCCGGAGUUCUGCACCAUGCAACAGCAGGAUGCGUUUGAGUUCUUGCUUUAUUUAUUGGACAAAAUCGAAAAUCAGAAAUUGAAUGGAGUCUCUUCAACCGGUCCUACCCAGGCAUUUGAUUUUGUCUUAGAGAACAAGAUUAAAUGUCAGGGAUGUGGUGGUGUGAGGCUCGCCAAGGAGCUUACCAACAAUAUUCGUUUGCCUGUGCAGGACAAGGUUUUACGUGUUGGUGAUGACGGGAAGAAGGUGUAUAGUGAAGUGCGUUUGGAAGACUGUCUUUUGGAACUCGGCACAUCCGAAACAAUUGAGUACGAGUGUCCAAAAUGCCAAAAACUCCAGUCAGCCUCCAAAAAGCAAGGACUCACCUCGUUUCCCGAGUAUCUGAUUUUGUCUCCUCAAAGAAUAAAACUGGAGAAUUGGGUGCCUAUAAAAUUAGACGUCCCUAUCAAAUUUGAGGAGGUUAUAGACCUUUCAAAAUACAAAUCAACUGGCCUGCAAACAGACGAGGAACUGCUCCCCGAAGAUGACGUUUCCUCCUCGUUUUCGUUUAACCAGGACGCAAUGAACGCUCUGUUGGCCAUGGGCUUCCCUGAGAACAGGUGCAAGAGAGCUCUUUACACCACAGGAAAUAGCGACGCAGACACAGCAAUGAACUGGAUUUUUGAACACAUGGAGGAUCCAGACAUCGACGAUGCCUUUGAGCCCGCUCCAGCACCCGGUCCAAAGGUUUCGGAGCAGGAGGUGGAAUCGCUCACAUCCAUGGGAUUCGACGCAAAACUGGCAAACAAAGCUUUGGUGUUGAACAAAGGCAACAUUGAGCAGGCCGUUGAGUGGCUUUUUGCCAAUCCCGACGACGAUGGUGAUAUCAGUCAGGACGUUGCUAGUUCGCCACAGGAGCGAAUUAAACAAAUGGAGUCCAAUGCUGCACGUAGCACAAAGUAUAUUCUUAGGGGUGUCAUCUGUCACAAGGGAGUUACGAUUCACUCUGGCCACUAUGUUGCCUUUCUGAAGAAACAAAUUGAGGGUCAGGAGAAUUGGGUGCUAUUUAAUGACGAAAAGGUUGUUAUUGCCAAUGAGGAGAGCAUCAAGGAAAUAGAGAAAACGGGUUACAUCUACGUGUUUGAGAACUCGGAACUUUGA
Ogataea parapolymorpha DL-1 is the source of this 2346-nucleotide messenger RNA. RefSeq names its product Ubiquitin-specific protease UBP14. Bases 1 to 2346 code for a protein of 781 amino acids. The record is from RefSeq and is a predicted model, not a curated record. Gene Ontology annotation, cellular component: nucleus; cytosol. Gene Ontology annotation, biological process: protein deubiquitination. Gene Ontology annotation, molecular function: cysteine-type deubiquitinase activity; cysteine-type endopeptidase activity; protein binding. The transcript has a single exon. NCBI's taxonomy places the organism in Eukaryota, Fungi, Ascomycota, Pichiomycetes, Pichiales, Pichiaceae.